AUGGUUACUUGUAAGAUUAUUGAUAAUGAUAAGGAGUUAUAUAUUUCAAUAGUCUAUGCCAAAUCUUCUAGUAAAGGGAGGGAAGAAUUAUGGAACCGUAUGAGAAUCGUUGCCUCUACUAUUAAUGCACCCUGGGCUGUUGCAGGGGAUUUUAAUAGUAUACUUGAUGCUGAAGAAAAAAUUGGGGGAAAUCCCCAUAGACUAAGCAAGAGUAUUCCAUUCAUGGAAUGCCUUAGUGAUUGUGGUUUAAGAGAUAGUGGAUAUACCGGGCAUAUUUUUACCUGGUGCAAUGAGAGAAAAAAAAAGAAUGUAAUCUGGAAAGGCUUCCAGGAAGUUGUCAAAUCUAGUUGGAAAUCUCACACUAAAGGUAAUAUCUUUUGGGAAGUUCAACAAAAACUAAAGAACACUAGUUCUGCUCUUAGUAGUUGGUCCAAGAAUACAGUUGGAGAUAUUUUUAAGAAUACUCAAGACAUGGAAAACAGAAUUAGUGAGCUUGAACAAAGAUAUAUUGAAAGUAUGGAUUCUCAUGAUAGAAUGCAGUUGAAUAAAGCCAAAGCUGAACUGAUUUCUCAUCAUAAGAAAGUGAAUGAUUUUUGGAAACAAAAGGCAAAUUUGAAAGGGAACCUCGAAGGGGAUGAGAAUACCAAAUAUUUUCACUCCAUUGUAAAAGGAAGAAGAAAUCAUCUCCAAGUCCACAGAAUUCUGGAAAAUGAUGUAUGGGUGGAAGGAGAAGAAGAGAUUGGGAUUGUUGCAGAGAACUUCUAUAGGAAUUUGUUCUCUCAAUAG
Molecule: messenger RNA, 786 nt
Organism: Lycium ferocissimum
Lineage: Eukaryota; Viridiplantae; Streptophyta; Magnoliopsida; Solanales; Solanaceae
Exons: 2
Coding region: 1-786 (261 amino acids)
Source: RefSeq, a predicted model, not a curated record